CACACCUGAUUACAUUUUGUCUGUUACUUGAAAACAAUUUUAGCAUAUAUUCAUGCAGAGUGCAUUUACCAGAAUGAUUCAUUAUAAAUGUAGACAAGGAUUCUAUCCAUCCAGUAACGUGAAUCGCUUUGAUGUACCUGAAAAUAAAGUUUCAUGGAAUAUUGAAUAUGCAGAAUAUAAACCAGUUGAAUAUACAGCACCAGUUCUUAAAGGAAAACCAUGGGCGGAUCCGGAAAUUAGCGAAGUUUCAUUUAAACCAAAUUGGAACUCUAUUGACGGAAAGGUGAAUCGUAAGAGUUUUACGGGUAACUACGUUCUAAACAAGGAUGGCUAUCCUUUAAAUCCUAUCGGUCGCACCGGUAUUAUCGGACGUGGUCUGUUAGGAAGAUGGGGACCAAAUCACGCGGCAGAUCCAAUUGUAACUCGUUGGAAACGAAAUGCUGGAGGAGCCCCAGAAAUAAACAAAGACACGAAAAAACCAAUUCUACAAUUUGUUACGAUACAAAGACGAGAUUCCGGCGAAUGGGCCAUUCCCGGUGGAAUGGUCGACCCAGGUGAAACAGUCUCAACGACUUUAAAAAGGGAGUUCAUGGAGGAAGCUAUGAAUUCUCUAGAAAAAAGUAAAGAAGAGAGAGAAAAGUUAGAAAAAUCUGUUAGAGAUUUUUUUGAAAAUGGGGAAGAAAUUUAUAAAGGAUAUGUGGACGAUCCUAGAAAUACAGAUAACGCUUGGAUGGAAACUGUAGCCUUGAAUUUCCACGAUUAUGAUAAUAGUAUUGUUGGGAAAAUAACGCUAGUAGCUGGAGACGAUGCGCGAAAUGUGAAAUGGAUGGACAUUGAUAAAAGUUUGAAUUUAUAUGCCAAUCACAGUGAAUUUAUAAAAAAAACAAUACAAAAGCAUGAUGCACACUGGUGA
Molecule: messenger RNA, 913 nt
Organism: Habropoda laboriosa
Lineage: Eukaryota; Metazoa; Arthropoda; Insecta; Hymenoptera; Apidae
Product: ADP-ribose pyrophosphatase, mitochondrial
Exons: 2
Coding region: 53-913 (286 amino acids)
Molecular function (GO): ADP-ribose diphosphatase activity
Source: RefSeq, a predicted model, not a curated record